CAUUUUAAUUUACAUUGCAUUUAUUGUUUUUUGUACGUUGAGUCUCUUAAAUUUACAGUACAACAAAAAGUAAUCAUUGUUGGGAAAAUUUGCAUGACAUUUCUGUAAAUAUAUGUUUGCCCUCUCACAAUCCCUUCGCUUGUUAUGGCACCAUACGCCUAAGCCACCUUAAUCGUACAACAAAUCCAUUGACUAUAGAAGUGUGUGGAAACUAAACAUGUUUGAAAGGAUCUCAUGAGUCAUUGGGUAAACAACAGAUGCGAAAAAAAUUUUUAAAAUGACUUCAGCAAAAAUUGUGUUUUAACAUCAAUUUGUAACAUAUUUGAUGAAAUAUUCCGUCAUAUUGAUUUGCCUGCAUUGGUCACUUGUUCCAUACAUAAUUGAUAUGUUUGCAUUCAAGGCGAAGUUUUUUAGAUUAACCAGGUACAAAAAUGUUUAGUAGAGAAGAAGCAAUAAAAUUUGAAAAUCCAUAUAGAGUUGUUAACUUUAAAAGAGAAAAUGAAAAGCGUAUUAAUGCUGUUUCACUUCAAGAAUUAAUGAGUAUUGCUCAACUAUUAUUUCAUAUUCCAGUACACCACAGGAUAACCAUUGUAUUGGAACAAGAUGGUACUGAAAUAGAUGAUGAAGAAUAUUUUGCGACGCUAGAUAAAAAGUUACCUUUAAUGAUUCUUGAUCAAAAUGAAAAAUGGACUGCAGUUAAACUAAAAACUUUAACACCUCAUCUGAUGUUCUUCGAUGAUACCGAUCAUUGUUCUCAAACUUCUGUCUCAAAAAUCAACAAAAAAUGUAAUGAUUGCAGAAUGCCAAUUGAAAUAUUAGUAUCUUCUCUACAUCAUGAGCCUUCUCAACUAUCUGUCCCAGGCAACACUGAUCUUGAGAUGCUAAGUGACAUGGAUCCCAAUAGUUUGGCUGAUAUCAUUUCAGAUAGGCAAUGGACUAAACAGAUACUUUUAUAGCCAGUGCAAUCUGUACAAUAGCGUGGGAUACGGAGAGUGGGGAGAGACUACUACGUUAUUUGUUGAGUCAAGCAAUACGUUUACGCUUACAGUGGCUGCUGUAAAUGUCUAGGUAUACGCUGUUGACACGCGGCAAAGGGACUGCGGGGAGGAGCUAGUAGCCGAGUAUGACCGAAGAAAGACAAACAAAAGAGAGCCGUCAAGUCCUACGGUGCGUGCUCAGGAAGAGAGAGAGAGAGCUGCGUGUGGCAAUGUACAUAGCUCUAUACACGGCUGUGUUACUAUAGCAGGGUCGGAAAAAAGUCUUGUGACACUUUUUUUAGUCUAUUCCCCAUUCUCUUAAAACUGAUAACGCGAGAAAAGGAACUUCGUUCAAAAAAACCAGUAGAACGUGUCACAGGCCAUGCGCUUGAAACGAAGUCACUGUCGUAUGUAGCAUUGUCAUGAUUAAUCAUUAACGUGCUCGGCUCUUCUUCUCUCUACCCACCCCUCCUUUCACUGUUAUAUAGUCAACCAAAACCUCUCUUUUUAUGCACCUUGAUGAAUUAAUUUCCCUGCAGGAAACCUGUAAAAGUUAUUAUUUACAAUCUAUCUUGAUGUACCAUUUAUCGUAACGCUUUGUUGUCACGUUACAUUUUAUCUUGUAUGAAUCCCCGCGCUAAACCAGGCGUUAAGAAUUUCGUUCCAAUAAAUUUUAAUCAAACAGCACUAGUCAAUUAUCUUUCAAGUCCACGUGUUUAGAAUUAACAUAUUAAUUAAGUCUAGAAUUCAAGUAAUUGUGAGCACAUAAGCAUGUGUGGUUAACUGAACCUAGGUUUUGGAAAAUACAUAACGUUAGUUUAUAUGUUUAAAAAAAAAUUUGUUUCUUUUACUAACUAAUUAAAAAUAUCAUGCUACAAAAACUGUUGCUCAUUCGUAUACUAAUCAAAUACAACUAUACUUUUUAAUAACACAAAUUGUUACCUUUCAAGCAUGUAAGCAAUUGAACGUGGGUAGUAUCAUCACUUCCACACGUAGCUGUGACAGUAUAUUUAAUGGAAGAAGAACUACAGAA
Messenger RNA from Copidosoma floridanum, 2010 nucleotides. RefSeq lists its product as uncharacterized. Gene Ontology annotation, biological process: regulation of apoptotic process; apoptotic process. The record is from RefSeq and is a predicted model, not a curated record. Lineage: Eukaryota; Metazoa; Arthropoda; Insecta; Hymenoptera; Encyrtidae.